AGCCUGACCAGCCCAUCAUUUGUACAUAUGCUCGUCUUGGUACGGUGACGCAGUCCUGGCUCCCUCUCCUUCUUGUCCGUCGAGCCCAACAUCAACAGAAAAGGCCCGGCCUUCGACGUGAGACGCCCUUUCUACCACCUUCGCUUGUCCCUGCUCUGCAAGCUUCGGCGUCACCCAUUUCACUCGCUGUGUUUCGCCGUCCUUGACAGCCAUGCGCUUCCUGGCGACCCUCUGCCUGGUGGGCGCCUUGGCUGCUGAGGUCUCAGCCCACCGAGACCCCAACUUGCCUCAAGUUGAACGCCGAGGUGAAUAUGAAACUCCAGCGCAAAAGCGGCCUCGGCCUAGCAACCAGUAUCCACCACCGGGACAUACUUGGAAUCAUCAUUGCACUUGCUACCUGCCGCCACCGACAAGUACUACCGUGCCUGUUGUUGACUCCACAACAACCGAGUCUACGACGAGCAUUGUGUAUGACACUCCCUCGGAUACCUACACUGAGUCUACGACGAGCAUUGUGUAUGAUACUCCCUCGGAUACCUACACUGAGUCUACGACGAGCAUUGUGUAUGAUACUCCCUCGAACACAUACGGUACCCCCUCGGAUACCUACACGGAGACUACGACAAGCAUUGUUUAUGAUACUCCUUCGAACACAUAUGGUACUCCCUCGGAUACGUACACUGAGUCCACGACGAGCAUCAUUUAUGAUACUCCUACAAACACGUACGGUACUCCUACGGACACUUACAGUACACCCACCUACGGCACACCCACGGACACAUACACGGAGUCCACAACAAGCGUAAUUUAUGAUACCCCCACCAACUCGUACACAACGCCUGGGACUACCACCUCUGUGAAGACAGACACAUCUUGGUAAGAACGACCCUCGAUCACUCAAAUUACUGAAACUAACCCAUUUUUAGCAAUGCAGGAACUGUCACUGAAACACAAGUCUCCGUUUCCGUCUCUACUAA
Molecule: messenger RNA, 977 nt
Organism: Ilyonectria robusta
Lineage: Eukaryota; Fungi; Ascomycota; Sordariomycetes; Hypocreales; Nectriaceae
Exons: 2
Coding region: 212-880 (222 amino acids)
Source: RefSeq, a predicted model, not a curated record